AUGUUAAUUAAACCAUGGAAUGAAAUACCUGCUCCUCGUCAUACACUUGAUGACGAAGUAGAUGAUGCAAUUCCAUCGCCUAUACCUAACAUAUUGGUUGAAUUGAAUCAGAAUAUUACUUCGAUGGAUUAUAUCGUCAUAUCUCCUAAGACUUUAAAGGUAUUGGUUGAAGAUUUGCCGAAUGGUAAAGCAGUGGGAUACAUAAAUAUUGAAUAUCCGCAAUUAGCAGACUUACAAACUAACGAUGAAGAUGAUGAUGUAUACGAUGAAGAUGAACAGUUGUAUACGGCAGUCAUGAGAAAGUCGUUAAUUGAUAAAUACGGGAAGUUGAAAAUACCUAUUGUACAACACGAUGAUAGAUACUUGAGUGUCAAUAUACCUCAUUUCCCAAAUAUCAUAGCAAACAAUAUAUUGGCCCAGAAACUUACCGAAGAACUUGACAAAACAAUCAACAAGGCAUGGAUCAUUUUGUCUCCUUCGCUCAUCAGUAGUAACGAGACUAUUAACAAGUUAGAAGUCGAUUUUGAUAUGCAGACGCCAGAUAUUUACGCAGCUAUUCCGAGUUUGAAACCACCACAUUUUAUCACCGGCAUAGGAGCUUCUUUCAAUUCUCAAAUAUCUUUGUUGCGCCAGCCUAGGUUGAUGUCGCUAGUUUUGAGAUCUGAAGGACAAUCAGGAUUUGAGAAAAUUGAUACAGAUGCGUUCGUCGAUGCGUCUUUUGUCUUGAAUGAGCUCUUGGUCGGUACUUCGGACCAGGGAAAUUAUUUGAAGCAAGUAAGUUCAACGGUAAGGAAGAUAAACGGUUAUUCCAAUUCUGGUAUGUAUAUAUAG
Messenger RNA from Debaryomyces hansenii CBS767, 831 nucleotides. RefSeq lists its product as uncharacterized. Gene Ontology annotation, biological process: proteasome assembly. The transcript has 2 exons. NCBI's taxonomy places the organism in Eukaryota, Fungi, Ascomycota, Pichiomycetes, Serinales, Debaryomycetaceae. The record is from RefSeq and is a predicted model, not a curated record. The coding region runs from base 1 to 831 and encodes 276 amino acids.